AUGGCCGACGUGGAAAUGCAAGAUGCAAGCUCAACCAAAGACAAGGUUGUAAAGUCCUCGAAGAACGCAGCUGGUGAGGGUUCCGAGGGAAAGAAGCGCUUUGAAGUCAAGAAGUGGAACGCCGUUGCUCUCUGGGCCUGGGACAUCGUCGUCGAUAACUGCGCUAUUUGCCGUAAUCACAUCAUGGACUUGUGCAUUGAAUGUCAAGCAAAUCAAGGUUCAUCCACUACAGAAGAGUGCACAGUGGCAUGGGGUAUUUGUAACCACGCCUUCCACUUCCAUUGCAUCUCUCGAUGGUUAAAAACUCGACAAGUCUGCCCGUUAGACAACAGAGAUUGGGAAUUCCAGAAAUACGGCCGAUGA
Molecule: messenger RNA, 363 nt
Organism: Talaromyces marneffei
Lineage: Eukaryota; Fungi; Ascomycota; Eurotiomycetes; Eurotiales; Trichocomaceae
Exons: 4
Coding region: 1-363 (120 amino acids)
Biological process (GO): ubiquitin-dependent protein catabolic process; protein ubiquitination
Cellular component (GO): cullin-RING ubiquitin ligase complex; nucleus
Molecular function (GO): cullin family protein binding; zinc ion binding; ubiquitin protein ligase activity
Source: RefSeq, a predicted model, not a curated record